Molecule: messenger RNA, 4181 nt
Organism: Trichoplusia ni (cabbage looper)
Lineage: Eukaryota; Metazoa; Arthropoda; Insecta; Lepidoptera; Noctuidae
Exons: 9
Coding region: 247-2478 (743 amino acids)
Molecular function (GO): protein binding
Source: RefSeq, a predicted model, not a curated record
UUCAUCACAUCAUUCGCACUCGUGCGCAGUGUACGUCAUGUGAUACUCGCGAAAAACGUAUGUAAUGAAAACAAAAUAAUUCUGGGAAUAUCGUGGUCGAUAUUAUCGGUGAUUACCGUGCUAACAAGUGCCAUAUUGGAUUUGUGUGUUGUGAAAAACAAAAACUGUGUGCAUUAAUUGUUUGCUGGAUUUUUUUCUUGGCGUACAGAGAUGUUAACCGUUGAAUAGCAAGUAUUACCCGUCACCAUGGGUAGUGCAACAAUCCCAAACGCGAAACCAAUCCCAAUGGAGAAUUCAGACAAGAAAUCAUUGAAAACCCUCAUCAAAUCGCUCUUCCACAAGAAAAAGGAGAAACCGAAAAUCGACAAAAAAGAAACGGAACCAAAAACCAUAAAAACUGAACAAAAUACAGAAGAAAAACCACGACAAAGCAAUGACACAGUCGCCGCCAUCUUGGAAAACUUCAACAAAUUAAACCUCCAAGAAGCAAGACCAGUGAAAGAAGAGAAACAUCAAGAUGAAGAAGAGGAAGAAGACGACGAAUUAAAGAACUUCGCUUUCAAAGUGAUAGAAGAACCGAGAAACGAACGGAUACCUUCUCAGUCUUCCGAAGACAGCGGUUUUUCCGACACUAAAGAGAACGAUCAAGGAAAUAAGUGUGAAAAGAACGCAGAAGAAAGUGUAGAAGAUAAACUUGUAGAAGAAUGGGGGAAAUUGGAUUUGGAUGGGAAGAAGAAGAAGAAAACUCAGGUCGUACACGUCGCGAGAGGCCCGCAAAGACUUAAGAUCUGUAAUUCAAAUGUGGCUCCAUACCCAACAUAUGAACAGGAUUAUAGACAGAUAAGCCAAAUAAACAAGCACACUUUAACGGGCGGUCAAGUUACUGUCAACCAAUGUCAGACGAUAGAUAACUAUUCAGAAAUAGACAUAGCAUUCGAGAGCGUCCAAAAACAGUCACAAUUCCUGCAAAACGACAGAGAGAAUUACCUCAAAGAUGUCUUAGAAUACAUCAAUGAAGAUACGAAUAAUAAAAACGUACAAAAAAGUAUUGAAACUGAUUAUAUGUCACAAGAAAGAAAAAUCCAUAAUGUUGACUAUAAUCUUGACGCGAAACAGAUGCAAGGGACUUAUGUAAACGAUUUUGAAGCUAAAGCCGUCGAACAUAACGAGAUUAUUCAAUUACUUCAAGAUAAUUUCGUUAAUUCCCCCCCAGAAAUGAAUGCCAUUGGAGAUUUCAACAGUAAUUUUGAAAAAGAGGACUUCAAUCACAUCUUAACUUACGUUUCAAAUGAGUUGAACAUGUCAAAUGAUGGUUAUAUUAAUAACGACUAUACAUACCCCACUCCACCUCGUUCGGAAACUGUCCCAAGCCCUAUGUCUGCUUCCCCUUCGUCAUUUUACCCCUCAAAUUCUGAAUACACCCUCUCACCAGAAAGAUCACCAAUCUACAACAGUGAUUACGAGAAAUAUCAAGAAAUACCCCAUUUUGAAGAAGAAAAAGAUGGCGCCGAGAAAAAAGCGCGCGAACGCACGCUGUCAAUGUCAUCGAUGACAAUGAAACAGUUUAAGGAUAUGCAAAAGGAGAUCGUUUAUAAUUUCUCGAAACGAGAUUGCUGUCAAAUGAGUAGAAAAAGUUGUAAGGAACUGUUUGAUGAACAUAUACAGAAAUUGAAUGCUAAUGAGAGGAAGAACUUGUGUGUCGGAGUUUCACGGCUUGAUCUGCAAAAAGCUUAUGGUGUGCUACUCCACAUCAUGUUAAGCCUUGCUAACGGUUCUGAUAAGGAGAACCUGCAGAUCUCUCUCUUCAGCCUCGUUUGUGACAAGAUGCUGGCUCAGGAUCCAGCUGUGUUCCUUGGGGAUGUAGGUCUUAGUCUGCUGAAGUCGGCUGCUCUCCGCUGCCCCCACCGGCCACUGCUCACUCGUUACAUCGUACAAUGUGUCCGACGCGCCCUGACCGCCAACCCAGCCGCCAUCGCAGGAAAAGACCAUGUUUUCCAUGAGGUCGACAUCCUCGGUGACAACUUGGUGAUCGCUUGUGCGAGAGCUGGCGACCGUUGUUCGGAUGUGUUGAGCGAGCUGGUCCGAGCUGAAGACAACCAGCCGCCGCUGUUCAAGCUGCACCACACCAAUGCUGAUGGUUACACAGCGUUGCAUGUGGCGUGCAGUCAGCACAGCGCGGCCAAUCCUCGUUUGCAUACAGUACAUGUGCUAUUAGUACACGCGGGCUUCGAUAUUACUGAGGGGGACCUGAAAGGCCGUGACACUGCGCUCCAUCUAGCGGUGAACUCGGCGCACUGCGACCUACAGCUGAUACUGCUGAUGUUCAAGCAAGUUGACCGCAAAGACUGGAAGAGUCUCGCCCAUUGCCCUAAUCUCAGCACGAAAACACCAAUUGAUUUAGCUCGUUUGGCAACAAAAACUACAACCAGACAGAAUUAUCCGCAAGAAGUGCUAGAAUUUUUGAAGAAAUGUCGUUAAUAUACACCGCCUUUUCAAGCAAGAUAAGAUAGUGUUACAUCGCAUAAGAAUAGAAAAGGAAUACAAAGAAAUCUUAAUACCCACGUUUUUAAAUGUCAGUCUAUUCAAAUUUUAUCGAAAAUCAGUCCAACCGUUUUUAUAGUUGUAAAUUGCAUUGUCGUCGAGUUUGAAGCUACCCUGAAAAUUUCAGGCCGCUAGCUUAUCGGGAAGUGCCUCAAAAUUGAGUUGCAAAUAUCUAACCGGAACGACAAACUAACAAGAAAAGUGAGUGUGUAAAAACGUGGGAAAAAAUAACUACUGUCAUGUCUUGUUUAAACUUCAACUUAUGCAGGGCCACGGAUGAAAUACUAAAUUUCAUCCGAAAAAUUCGAAAUCGAUUUUUAGUUUUUAAAAAAUAAAGUUAAAGCGGCAUUUUGAAGGAAAUACUAAUUGUAUAUAUAUAAAAUAUAUUAUAUUUUUAUACAAAUAUAUACCUGAUAUGGUUGUGCGAUAAAGAAAGAUGUUUUAUACCUAUGUAUUUCGAAGCCAUUUUGUUAAAAAAAUUGACAUAGAUAAUAAAGAAUAAAUAACAGAUGGCGUUAAAAUUGGUUUCCGAGUAAGAUUUUAGAUGUUAAGUUAAUAAUUAUCUUUGACGUAAUAGUUAAGUAGAUUUUAAGUUGAACUUCGGUUAGAUUUUAUAUUUCUUUAGUAACGAUUCUGAUGCAAAAGGAUUACAAUGCUUAUCUAAGCUUAUACCUAAAAACUCGACGACCGCACAUCCCAUAGACACCUGAUACUCAGUGUAAUACUCCAAAACAAUUCUGUCAACUAUCUGAGGUGGAGGAAGCGGGGUCCUGCAUCCUGAUUGGAGCUCUCAAGGUCAACGUUAACGCGGAAGUGUUUCCGGCUCACGGUACUGGUCGAAACUAAUUCUAAUUGUUGAGUGACGAGUGACGAGCGACCUGUGUGAGAGUUGUGAGUGUCAUGUGUUGACAGAGAGCGGUCGACUGGUGUGAGGUGUCUAGGGGAUGUGUGGGCGUUGCCCACACAUGCAUAAUUAAUUAAAUGCGUCAGAAUCAAUUAGAUUUUAUGUAAUUAUAAGCUAUCAUGAAAACCAUUUUCUUUAAGAAUAGUUCACAAUAGAUUUUUGACAAACAUUCAAUGUUUUAAAUUGAAUGCAGAUUUUAAAAUAAUCAUUUUAAUAAGAGAAUAAGUUUAUUAGGAUUAAGAAAUAACAAUUAUUUUUUAACAGUAAGGCACUGACCAAAUCGAAAAAUAGAUUAUCUUGCUUCAUAUUAAUUAAGCGGGGGAAAAACGAAACCGAUUGACGAACGAAUCUAUAUUUUUAUUUGGUCUGUGCGUGAAGUUUUAACAAAGCGAUCUAAAUCGGUAAAAUCAACUCGAGUUGCUAUUUUAAAUAAUAGUUUAAACUAACAGUUCCUUUUUACCGAUUCAGAAUACUUUGAGGUUAAGAACAUAUUGAGGUUAGAUAAUUUGGCGCCUUUAUAAAUGUCAACGUCAAUUUUCAAUAUUGAUCGAAUGUUUGUAAAUAGUUUAAAUUUGUGAUGAUACUAUUUUUAAUAAAUAUCCACUUGAUUAGAGACAAUUGUCAAUAUGUUUUAUAUUAAAUAAAAUGACAAAAUUGAGUGCCUUGAUGCAUGACAAUGCAAAUUUUUAUUUUUUGAUCUCUAUAUUUGACAUACAUAUUAAAAAUGAAACGGAUA